UGGUCUCUGGUUGGUUCAUUUCUAUCUAUCUGGAUGUGAUCUACAUUAUGAAGGAAACUUUGCCAGUCUCUGCUCCAGCAGUCAAUCAUCAUGGAUAAAAGUCCCUUUUACCCUCAACUUGAAUCUAAACCAAUGAAGUACUCUGUAUACUGCUUCACCACCAGCAGGCGGCAGUGUAGGUUCAUUUCUGACUGGAACCCUUUUCUUCUUUUUUUUUUUUUUACCACAGUAAAGAUGAAGCAGAAUUUCAUUUUACCUCACCAGAAACAGCUGACCAUGUAUUAUAAGGACUUUUUUUUUUUUUAAAUAAAUGGAUACAUUAACAACAGUCAUCUACUUAAAACAACUGGGGUUUGAUUCCUGUCAGUUUUGGGUUGGAUGUCCCACAUCACAUAAACACACCAUCUACUGCGAGACUAUAACUCAAAUGAGCUGGAACCAGACUGCAGUUCUGGACUGGAAGACUGGAAGUUAGCCAGCUAUACUGUUAGUGCUGCAGCAGCACACAUGCUGAAAGCUCACCACUGCAGUUAAUGGUCAGAGCAGCACAGGUGGCUGAGUUAAGUCAAUUCACACUCGUGAUGCUCAAGGAAGGAUGACGCCAUGAAAACGAACAAAAGGAGAGCAUUUUCUAGAUAAUUUUGAGUCACUCAUAAUGAAAGGAUUUCAUCAGCCAGCAGACCAACAGCCAGUGGAUGCUGGCUCUGAUGAGGAGUGAAGGCUCAACACAUAUGUUUACCUACAAUACGUCGGUCUCAUUUCUGUGGGGCAUGAUGCCUUAUUAUCCAGCCGAGCAGGAGGAUCCCAACCAGCCUGAAUGGCAGCUUGUCGUGUCUUUCUUCUGUAACGGAAUGAUCGAAGGCGUCAUACUGCUGCUCCUCUUCUGGCUCCUCAUUCAGGUUCUCUUUGUCAGUAAUCUGGAGGUUCACCUGCAGAUCCUGCUGGCUGUGGGUCUGGCUGUGCUCUGCUACUGUCUGGUUCUUGGUUGCAUCCUUUGCUGUCGCAGAAGGAAGAGUGUUUCAUCGGAGGACAAGGAGGCAGUUUUCUUGUCUCCUCAUUCUGCUGAACAGGUGACUGUGACACUGACUCCAUCUCCAUGUACCCAGCUAGUGAAGCAGCAGUAUGAGGAGUUGGAUGGGGAUGUGUUGGAGUUCCCUUCCUCUAAAAGCAGUUCUACUCCCUCUGAAGAUGACUUCACUGCUUUGCCCUUUGACCCCAGCCCUACGAGAUCAGCUGAAUUGGUGCAGUCUCCUAGGUCCUCUUUCCCGAUGCGGCGCCUCAGCACCCCAGCUGUUCCCUGCACACCAAAUAAACGUCCAAGUCAUGGCAGAGCAUCUUUGCCCUCCAUCAGUAAGCUGAGCCUGGUGUCUAAAUCUCGUCGGGUGAUGGGCCGGCGCAGCACCGUGAGCGGUGAAAGUUUCCUGUACAGCGAGAGCAGUCGUCUGACUGCUGGUGCCGCCAAAGCCACCAUCCAGCAGGGGGAGCCCUCUGUAUCACAGUAUGGCUCUAACUCUUUGUCCAUCCCUUCCAAGCCAGCUCCUCUCUUGCACUUCUCCCUGCUCUUCUCCUCUACAUGUGGCACUCUGGUGGUCAACAUCCUGGGGCUCUCAGGGGCCAGUCGAAGGCGUAGCGGGGUGUUUGUCCGGGCCAGUCUUCCUCCACUCUGCCCCUCUCCUCAGCAGAUAGCCUCUCGACGCCGCAGCCUCAGCCCAGAGCUCCACAGUCAAAGCUUUGUUCUGCAAGUGGGCUCUAUAGAAGAGCUGCGCACCUGCACUUUGAAAUUGGCUGUCUAUAGCAGGGACUUCUCAGGCCUCAGAGAGGCUGCACUGGGGGUAGUGGAGGUGCCCUGUGAGCAGAUGGAUUGGGAGCCUGACACCACCACUACCUACACCAGGCAGCUCAGCCCGACUAAAAGCAAGCUGAAAAAGAGUGUGAGUUCUCAGGAAACGCUGGGUCACAGGAAGAGUUCAGUUUGUGUGCCACGGGCUUUGGGCCAACUGUUCAUCCUGCUGCAGUACCAGACACUGGCCCAGCGCAUCAAGGUGAUGGUCCGAAAGGCUGAGAAUCUGGCCAAGCUCACACGGAUCCCAGGAGCUCCAGACCACUAUGUUGUCAUCAACUUGCGUCAGGGUGGAAAAGUAAUUGGUACCAAGGAGACCAAAGGAGCCAGUGGUCCAAACCCCGUCUGGAAUGCUCCAUUCCUAUUUGACCUGCCCUCUGGUGACAUCACUCAGCUGCCACUGGUCCUCGAAUUUAUUGUGAUGCAGGGCCGUCUCUACACUAAGAGCAGCGUUCUGGGACGUGUAUUGAUUGGCAGUGAUGUUUCGGAGGCGGGACAGGGACACUGGAAGGAAAUGUGCAGUCGGGGGCAAGUAGAGACGGCUCGCUGGCACACCAUCCAGUCCGAUGUGCUGUAGGACUGAUUGACAGACUGUGGGAGUGGGUUAUUAUCCCUCUGCUGCUCAGUGAGUGAAACACAGGGAGGUGGAGUAAUGUGGAAACUUCUCCACACUUCUCCCUGCUUCCAAAGUAUUUAUUUUCAGUUCUGUUGUGUAUUUUUGCAAGCUAUGUCAAUUUUUAUAGUUUUCCAUGUCCUCUGUCAACAAACAGUGGUUAUGAAUUAAUUACCUGGUGAUGCUAACAGCUAAAGGGAGAGACUGGCAGCAUUAGUAGCUGCUUCUCACAUAUUCCAAAUAGUCUACGUGUAUCUGGAGGGAGAAGCACAGAUAACUGUAUAGCGGAGGCUGUGAGGAGGGCUGUGCGGCAGCUUUCUCCUUAUAAAACAUUAUUCUACAUUCUUGCAUUGCCUUUGUGAUUAUUUCCGAUGUAGUCUGUAAAACUGUAUCAUCCUGGUUGUAUGCAACUCGUGUUGAUGUUGUGGAACUGUUUGUAUUGUGCCCAGAGGCUACAAAUGUUAAUGUUGACUAGAAAUGGUUGGAUUUUCAAAAGUUUGCAAAGUUACGGAGCAUAUAUGUUGCCACCCUGCUCGUGGUUUGCUGUGGUGUACUGUACUAGUUUUGAUGCAGAAUGUGCUAAUGUCUUAUAUUCAGUAUGAGGCCAUUAUAGUGGCCUUGCUUUGUGUGGCGUGUUUGCUGGUUUAUUCCUUUUUUUCAGUCCCCAAGAGGUGAAAAAAUGUAGGUUUUGUUCUCUUUUCAGCUACUGUUACAAUAAACAUGUGGGGGCUUGAUGGUUCACAGACACUACAGCUCAGUUUAAAUACAUACUUUAAAACAAUGUUCAGUUUUCUGAAGUUGACCUACUAAUGUGUGGUACAUACAGAACCACACCUUCCAAUUCACUGUAAUGAGGAAGUGUGUCCAAACUUUUGACUGGUACUGUACAUAAUGAAAGAUUGUUAUAAUUACAACUGUAUCCCACACUAAUGCAGAGAAGAUUUAUACAAUAAAGUAUUUUUCUGACAACCACAUUAUAUUUUGGCCAGCUAUUUAUCACGUACAUAGAUAAAUCUUUUUUUUUUUUGCAUUCUCCAAUUAUUGUAUGCACUGUAUCUUCCUUUUUGAAGUGGAGUUGGGAAACAAUUAAAAAAGUG
Molecule: messenger RNA, 3550 nt
Organism: Thunnus maccoyii (southern bluefin tuna)
Lineage: Eukaryota; Metazoa; Chordata; Actinopteri; Scombriformes; Scombridae
Product: synaptotagmin-5
Exons: 7
Coding region: 696-2417 (573 amino acids)
Biological process (GO): vesicle fusion; regulation of dopamine secretion; calcium-ion regulated exocytosis
Cellular component (GO): synapse; axon
Molecular function (GO): calcium-dependent phospholipid binding; phosphatidylserine binding; calcium ion binding
Source: RefSeq, a predicted model, not a curated record